AUCUGCUGGAAGAGUCCCAAAGAAAAGAUGAAGAAAUGGAAUCUCUGCAGCCGAAGCUACAGUUUAAACUUGCAUCUUGGGAAGAUUCUAGUCAGACUGCAGUGAAAAAUCAGAAUGAAGCUCAAUUUGAAGAAAAAGCAGACCGUGUAAUUGCAUUAGAAACGAGUACCCGAGUGGCCUUGGACCAUCUGGAGUCUGUGCCUGAAAAACUGAGCCUACUAGAGGAUUUCAAAGACUUCAGAGAUUCCCGCAGUUUAUCCGACAGAAUUGAUGAGAGAUAUUCUAAAUAUAGAGUUCACGGAGAUUCUCUUCAGCAGCGCCGAGUUGACACCAAGUACAGAAUCAAAAGCUUCAAAGAUGACAGAAACUUUGCUGAAGGUUCCCACACACGUGGGUUAGAUCACUCAUCCUCUUGGCAGGAUCACAGACACUUCCUGUCUAGUCCACGAUUUUCACACUUGAACUCAUUUACCAAACGAACUAUUGCUCCAGAUUCAGCUUCUCUCAAGGAAGAUGCCACAAGUUCACCGACGAAUGGAAGGAGUCCACAAUCCAAAAAGGAGCAAUAUGAGAGCCAGAAAAUCAAAAUGUAAUUAGUUACUUUACACAAGUGUUUUACACAUAACAGCACGUCUAUUCAUGCAAUUUGGCCCAAAUUAUUCAACAGACAUACCUGCAGCUUCAGCUCCUCAACGUUCGGUAUGGCUGAACAUUGACUAAACUGAACAGUUAGUUGGUCUUUAUGAAUGACAUAGAUUAAACCAAUCCAAAUAAUAUCAGCUCAUGAAUGGCGUGUGGUUAACUUCUUGGCAACUUAUACCAGCAAAGAAAGAGUGAUAUUUUUCACUUUAUUUUUUCCUUUUUCAAGUGUCGUCAGUCUCCUUUCCCUGAACAAAAAUUUGGAUCUACAGUUGAGGCCUUUCAAAAAUUACUGGCUACAAAGAAGGAAAAUAAGUUUCCCUUGAGGCAAAGUCGCCAGCACUUUUGAUUCAGGGAGCAUUUGUAUACGAUUGACUUUUUAAAAAUGCUUUCUCCCUAACAAAUUAUCAUGUGUUAUAACAUGUCAUGGAGAUAUGCAUAUAUUAUAUUAGACAGUUCACUUUAUAAAUGCUCAGGAUUGUUACAUCCAUCAUCUCCACAGGCUAUUACUACAUGGAGUAUCUUAAAAUUAUUUCCAAUCAUCCAUUUUUAAUAGCAAUAAAGAAUUUGUAAAUGACACCUGAAUUGUAGAGCACUGUGAAGAAUUCAUAGCACAAUUUAUUUAUUGGACUUUUUGUGGCCAAAUAUCCCACAGUGAUCACUUCAGUCACAUCCUGUACCAUCUUUAGUUUACUAUGACCAAAACUGUAGUGGCAAACUCCUGUGUCCAUGAGAUUUACUCUGCAAGAGUUCUCGUAUAGUUUAGUACUAUCCAUCUAUGUUUAGCAUCCCAGCUUUUCUCAACAUCAAAGUAUUUUUAAGAACUUAUCUCCUUUACAUGCUGAUCUACCAGUGGAGAGAAAUUUAUAUUAAAUGCUAGAUAAUGGCAAACAUCAGAACUGAAUCCUCCUGUGUCAUGAUGGAAAGAUUCUGCACAGAGACAAGGACAAUAAAGCAAUACUUUUAUAAUGUG
Galeopterus variegatus (Sunda flying lemur) is the source of this 1612-nucleotide messenger RNA. Its product is annotated as centrosomal protein of 128 kDa-like. Lineage: Eukaryota; Metazoa; Chordata; Mammalia; Dermoptera; Cynocephalidae. The annotation marks the transcript as partial. The transcript has 7 exons. The record is from RefSeq and is a predicted model, not a curated record.